AUGAUCCGUUCUCUUAUUAUUCUAGUAUUAUUCUACACAUCUGUAGUUUCUGGAUUGGAGAGCAAACAUUGGCAAUGGCGUCUGAUCACAUGUAAAGCUGGAGAUUCUCCGGUCCAGAAGAAAGAUGCAUCUUCUUGCAAAGUGUCACUGUUGGAGACUGAAAACGACCCAAAUCCGAGACCAGCUCCGUUCGAUCCAUGUUUUGAGGAGGAAAACGAUGGAAAACCGAGAAACUACUGUAACAUUGUCUGUCCGGGAGCCGACACAGCUUAUUUGAUCAAAAGAAUUCCUCAAAAUCAUCGUAGUUGCUUCGGACAUUUCACUUACAAGAUUGAGAAGAGAUCUCCGAAUUUCUUCAUUUGGAGAGAUGCAAAAUGUCGUUCCUCCAGUGUCGAGUUCCUUAUCAGAUGCGAGUUUCUGUCUCCAAGAAGUACAUUCAGAUCAGAUGAAGAUAUCUUUGAGGAAGCGAAUCGAAUUGCGACUGAUUUGAGACAAUAA
Molecule: messenger RNA, 498 nt
Organism: Caenorhabditis remanei
Lineage: Eukaryota; Metazoa; Nematoda; Chromadorea; Rhabditida; Rhabditidae
Exons: 4
Coding region: 1-498 (165 amino acids)
Source: RefSeq, a predicted model, not a curated record